CGAUAUCAUAAAUAAUAAAAUCAUAAAAAAUAAAUUAGGAGCAAACCACCACCGCCGCAGCAGCAGAUGGAGACUCUCCAUCUUCCCGAGGAAAUCGUGACAGAAAUACUAUCGAGACUUCCGGUGAAAUCGCUCUUGAGAUUCAGGUGCGUUUCGAAAUCAUGGCGCCGUUUAAUUGGUAGCAAACAAUUCAUCAAACACCAUCUCGAUAUAUCAAGCCGCCACCCAAAUUUUGAGCGUCGUCAAGUCAUCUUCCUCUCCCUUUCAAAAAGCCCUAAUUUCGAAUUCAAGCGAUGCUCCGUGCGCUCCUACUGGGAUGAUCCAUCUGUUAAUCCUCUCCCCAUCUGCGAUCCGAUCAACGAUCAUCUCACCGUUAGUAGUGAAAUCAUAGGCCAUUCCGGUGGGCUGGUUUGCAUUUUCAAUGAACCAAUGUCUCUCAUUUUGUGGAACCCCGCCACUAGAAUCUCCGUCCAAUUGCCCGAACUAGACUGCUGCGAUCGUAUCAUAAAGUGCGGGAUAGGUUGGGAUGGGGAGAGUGAUGCGUACAAGGUGUUUGCUGUUUUGUCCAUGAAGAAUAAUGAGAGCAAAAUGAUGGGUAGCAUUUACAGCAGCGAGACGAAUUCAUGGAAAGCGAUAGAGGAGUACGGGAGUGUUGAUUUGAAUCAUUGGAUUGGGGAGUUUGUGUGUGGGAGGAUGCAUUGGAUUGUGGGGAGUGGAUGGAUUGAGACGUUCGACUUGAAGAGCGAGGUGUUUGGGAGGAUAGAGCUUCCGGAGAUUGUCGAUGGAUGGUUUCCGACGGUAGAUUUGGAUUCCGAAAUACAGGGGCGCCUGAACUUGGUGUACUGUGAUAUGAAUUGUGAUUAUGCAAGGAGAAGACUUUGGGAGAUGAAGGAAUAUGGGGUGGAUGAUUCAUGGGUGUCGUAUCGUCUUCCUCAUGUGAAAGAACCGGAAUCAACUUACAUGGCUUGGGGGAUUGAGAAGGGAGAGGUGAAGUUAUAUCCACGUGACAACAUUUUCGGUUGUGGUCCAGAGUGUUGCUACGUUGAGAGUUUGGUGCAACCAGUUUCCGAUAACAACGAUGCUUGAACAAUUUGUUUAGUACUAUGUUUUAUGAGUUUUGUUUUGUUUUGUUUUGUUUUGUUUAGCCAACAAUCUUUGAUUAGAGAGGUUUUAGAAGCAUGAACAGGGAUAGACAUUUUAUUUGAAUUUGAUAUGAUAUGAUUUUUGAAUUUGAUUUA
Messenger RNA from Salvia splendens (bonfire salvia), 1238 nucleotides. Its product is annotated as F-box/kelch-repeat protein At3g06240-like. The coding region runs from base 67 to 1086 and encodes 339 amino acids. Gene Ontology annotation, molecular function: protein binding. The transcript has a single exon. NCBI's taxonomy places the organism in Eukaryota, Viridiplantae, Streptophyta, Magnoliopsida, Lamiales, Lamiaceae. The record is from RefSeq and is a predicted model, not a curated record.